AUGUCAAGUAAGCGUAAUUAUCGCAAAAAAAGCAAAUCUGAAGACAACCAAGAAAAUGAAAAUAUAACAGAAAAAGACGAUGUCUCAGACGAAGUGAGUGAAACAAUCGAAGAACUUAUUGAACUCCGCAAAUUUCGUCGAAGACAUCAGGGCAUAGAUGCUGAAAAGCUAAUGAAGGGAGAAACUAGAGCUAAAAAAAAGAAAAAAGAUGAAGAUCCAUGGAAAUUGACUACUGGUGGAAUUGUCGACUUGGAAGCUGUGAGAGCAGCUGAAAAGAUGGCAUAUAUAGAAGAAGAGAUGCGUAAACGGAGGGGACAAAUUUCCGUUUCGAAAAAUGAUGUGGAAGACGCUGAACAAACAGAUCCCUUAAACCCCCAAGAUGAACUAUUUCAAGCUCCUGAUCAUUUACGAAUCGAAAGCAGACCGAUAUCAGAAGGAAACGUUCAAUUAUCAACCACUAUGCUUACCGCUAUACCUGAAGUCGAUCUUGGAAUAGAUGUGCGAUUGAAGAAUAUUGAAGAAACUGAAAAGGCAAAGCGCAAACUAUUAGAACAGAGACAUCAGAAACCUAAAGAGGAAGAUGAUACUUUUGAAGGAUCAAAUUUCUCAGCGACUAAUAGAUUUUAUCGCACUCGUUCGACGGUCAGCGAUCAUGAACGAAAUCAACAAGAACAAUUAAAUCAACCUCAUUAUAAAGCUGGACAACGUAGAGAAAUGGCCACAGAUGAUAUAGUUGCUGAAAGGUUUAAAAAACGUUUACGCAGAUGA
Messenger RNA from Dentiscutata erythropus, 768 nucleotides. Lineage: Eukaryota; Fungi; Glomeromycota; Glomeromycetes; Diversisporales; Gigasporaceae. The record is from the annotation of a GenBank genome assembly.